This is a messenger RNA of Fundulus heteroclitus (mummichog), 2200 nucleotides long. Its product is annotated as FA complementation group F. Lineage: Eukaryota; Metazoa; Chordata; Actinopteri; Cyprinodontiformes; Fundulidae. Gene Ontology annotation, biological process: interstrand cross-link repair. The record is from RefSeq and is a predicted model, not a curated record. Gene Ontology annotation, cellular component: Fanconi anaemia nuclear complex.
UCGGGAGGAGAUCUUGGAGUGACGUCACACCCGAGUCCGGCGCGUUCUAGUUGCAAGUCGGAAAAGCAGUGGUAUUUGCUGGUUGUUUUACCGCAAAUACGUGGCAGUAACAACGCGUGUACCCCAUUUAACUUCUUCAGAUACGGCCAGAAAAGUUUCACAAGCAGGUGAGAGACUUCAGGCUUCAGAAACCUUUGUUUUUUUUUCCCAGCGGAGGAAUCAGAAAUCCGACUCCCGAGUUUAAAGAGAACGCACCAUCAUUCCUGACCUCCAAUCUUAUUUUGCCGUCCACUGGAGUCUUUUAUUUUGAAGGGCCAAAGGUUGGGUAGUCCAGUACGCAUGCGCGUUGGCAAACCCCACACAAAUACAAACGGAAGACCCGGGGCACCGGAAAGAAAGUAGAGACAAGGAAGACCUGUGAAUGCGGACAGCGCCACAUGGAGGCCGUGCUGAGAAACGUGGCCUCCACCGUGGAGCUGCUGGCCGUGGCUGCCCACAGCGACGUGGUGAGUGAGUGGGACGAGCAGACGGCGGGCCGGGCCUUUCACUGGGCCCGCUACUGCGAGCACAUCUACAGCAGGUUCCACAGCAACCACGUCAUAAGAGGAGUCCUGGAGAAGCAGCUGCAGCUCACCAGCCGUGGCUUGAAGGAGGCGCUUCCUGAACACGGCGCGGUGACCCUGUGGGAUCUGGGCCGCUGCCAGAACCUGCUGCUCCUCCGGCUCCUCGGCAACCCCGCGCUGCCCGUCUCCUUCCUGAAGAUGCUCUUUGAAACGAGGCGCUCCGCCGGCGUCACAGACGGCGACUACGACGACGUCAGAGGCCUCUGCGGCCGGCUCGUCCAGUACAAGUCCGCCUGUAAGCUCCUGCGCCAUCUCCCGGGCCCGCCUGCUCUUGGUGCUGAUGCUGAGGUUCAGGGAGAGAUGCUGAUGGAGAGGCUGGAGUCGGCGCUGAGCCGGAGCGGCGAUGCGCGCCGGGCCGAAGACCUUCUGAGCUCUGUCCUUCAGGAACUUGACGGCGCAGCACCGGGUUUGUGUCCAGUCAUCGCUGCAGCUCUGCUGACCACGGCAGGCUCAGCUGCACAAACUGCUGCGCAGGACUUUCUCCUGGACUGGCUGCAGAGUCGGCACGGCGUGCUGCAGCGCGUGUGCUCCGGGCUGCCGUCCCGGCUUCUCGCCGACUUGGCAAAAAGGCACCGGAAAUUUAGAGACGCGUUCUGCAGGUUGCUAAAAAAGUGGGCCUCGGAGAUGGAGUACGGGAUAAGCGGCGGGGAAUGGGUUCACGCUGCUGCCGACCCCUCGGUGUCCUUCCAGAAGAUGACUCAGCACUUUUUGACCCUGUUUGAGGCCUGUCCCUCUCUGAGGACAGAAACCGAGGAUGAGCUCAGGGCCCUGAAGGUCUCCGAUGGGGGCUUUGACGUCAGGGGUCUGAGUGUGUGGGGAGACCUCCUGUUCGCCUUGAGCCCGUAACGCUCAGGCUUCUGGUUCCUUUAGAACUUUAAAACGUCACCAAAAACUUCACGGGUGAUUGUUCGCUCAAUAAUCUGUGUGCCAGAUCUCUUAUGGUGCUCAAUAAAUAAACUGUGACACUGUUGGAAGGCAACUAAUGAUCAACAAUGAUACACAGUUGGUCAUAUUGACGGUGCCAUCAUAACUGUUGCACUUGUUUAUUCCUACUUUUAUAUUAACAUACAUAUAUUAUUUAUACUUGUAUAUGCUACUGAAUGUAGUUUCAUACUAAUAGGCAACAUUUAAGAACUUUUAUAAAGUGGAAUCGAACUAUUUAGCAAUAAAUAAAAAAUCUCAGCAAGUGUAUAUUGUUUUUAUACAGCUCUGCAUUUAAUCAAGGCGUGACAUCAGGAUUAGUACAGAACAGUUUUAUGUACGGUUUCAAUCAAAAGUGCUAAUAUUGCAGUCAAAAGGCAGGUUUUUGUGACCAUGAUGAAAAAUGUGCUAACAUAUUCCUUAAUUUGACACAUAAUAUACAACAACAAUGGAAAAAAAUCUAAACAGUGUUUGAGGGCAAAUGUAAAAAAAUAAAAAGUUGCAAAACCAGCAAUAAACGCACACAACCUUGAACUGAUUCACUUUCUAUAAUCCAACGCCAAACGGCAACACUGGUGGAAGUGAAGGACCUUCUAGAAAGCGCUGGCUGUGACCAAUUAUGCUGGAUUCUCCUUAUGUUCACCUACCACACCCCC